Molecule: messenger RNA, 4379 nt
Organism: Trematomus bernacchii (emerald rockcod)
Lineage: Eukaryota; Metazoa; Chordata; Actinopteri; Perciformes; Nototheniidae
Gene: dhx36
Product: DEAH (Asp-Glu-Ala-His) box polypeptide 36
Exons: 26
Coding region: 288-3521 (1077 amino acids)
Cellular component (GO): cytoplasm; nucleus; intracellular anatomical structure
Molecular function (GO): ATP binding; DNA helicase activity; G-quadruplex RNA binding
Source: RefSeq, a predicted model, not a curated record
UAGAAACGAGAAUGAAAAACAUGCGAAGUGAUGCUUGUUGACAGCAUCAUUUGAGUUUUGCUUUAUUUACCUUAUAAACGUACUGUAGCUAUCCUGAAAUUAACUGUCAAUAGCAACGAAACGUUAAGUGUUGCCUCGUAUGUUUACCUUUAGUCUCUGGCCCAUAAGUCCAUCUGUCUUAGCAGCACUAGCAUUAGCAGCUAACCCUACAAGACAUAGUAACGUUACUUAAACGACAUUUUGACAGCGUUUUAGUAUUUAAAUCUACCACCGCUGGUUUCUGCAGUAUGAGUUAUGAAUAUGGUGGCGGGGGUGGGAGAAGAGGUGGAAGAGGAGGUGGAAGAGGAGGUCGAGGAGGAGGUCGAGGAGGAGGUCGAGGGUACAGAGAUGGAAGCAGAGAUGGAAGCAGAGAGAGAUGGGACAGGGGAGGCGGACGGGGCUCAGGGGGACAAAGCUCGGACUUCGACCAGGACCCAGGAGGAGGGGGACAACGGGACCGGCCUCCCCCACACCUGAAGGGACGGGAUAUCGGUAUGUGGUACGCAAGAUACGGAGCCGUGAGGAGGAAGCAGGCUGACCGGAGAUCGCGGCCGGUGGUCCAGAUGGAUGCAGCCAGAGAGCAGCACAUUACGAAGCUGCUUAACUCUGUCCAAAAUGAUCAGCCUGGUCCAGCGAGAGACUGCAGGGAUGCAGGAGCCUCUACAUCUGACAGCUGGCGGUCAGCUGCCAAUAGUAGUGGUCAUUGUUACUUUGAUGGCGAAGCGUCUGAAGAGGAUAAAAAGAAGAUUGAGUUCAAGUCUGAAGAGGAGGAGGAGGAAGUUACUCAUAAAACACAACGUUACUUCUCUCCAGCAGUUGUUAAAGAUGAGGCUCCAGAUGCGUGGGAUAAAGACGACCAGCAGGAGAAAGAGGAGAAAGAAAGUCUGAAAAAGAAAGACAAGGAACUGGAGUUCUUGUGUCAAGAAGUAGUGAGGGACAGUUCACUGGAUGAACGCUUACAGAGAGAUCUGCAGAGCAAGAAAUCUGAUCCAAAGUACAAAGAAAUGCUGAAAUUCAGGGAAAAACUACCGUCCUAUAACAAAAAAGAGGAGCUUGUGCAACUGAUCAACUCUAGCCGGGUCCUGGUGGUGAGCGGGGAGACGGGCUGUGGAAAGACCACCCAGGUCACCCAGUUCAUCCUGGAUGACUACAUCAACAGAGGAGUGGGCUCGAUGUGUCGGGUGGUCUGCACGCAGCCUCGGCGAAUCAGUGCCAUCUCGGUAGCAGAGCGUGUAUCAGCGGAGAGGGCAGAAAGUGUAGGAAAUGGAAAUUCAUGUGGUUACCAAAUCCGCCUGCAAAGCCGGUUACCACGGAAACAGGGUUCGGUCUUGUACUGUACAACAGGCAUAAUUCUUCAGUGGCUUCGCUCAGACCCAAUGUUGUCUAGUAUCAGCCACCUGGUUUUGGACGAAAUCCACGAGAGGAACCUGCAAUCUGACGUUUUGCUCGUCAUCGUCAAGGAACUACUUAACCUUCGAGAUGACCUCAAGGUCAUCCUCAUGAGUGCCACGCUCAAUGCAGAGAAGUUUUCAAAGUUUUUUGACAACUGUCCAGUUAUCCACAUCCCUGGUUUGACGUUCCCAGUGGAAGAGUUCUUGCUGGAGGAUAUCGUGGAGCUGACGAGUUAUCGCCCUAAGAAUUCAGACCGCCGGCCCUCAUGGAAGAAAGGCUUUAUGCAGGGCCGCCAGUCCAGACCUGAGAAGGAGGAGAAGGAGGCUGAGUACAAGGAGAGCUGGCCUUGUUAUGCGCGCACUCUGCAGGACAGAUACUCCGACCACACCAUUGAGGCCCUAGAGAUGUUUGACAAUGAUGACAAGAUUGACCUUGAGCUGAUCUUGGCACUGAUUCGCCACAUUGUGCUCAAAGAGGAGGAAGGAGCAAUCUUGGUCUUCCUGCCUGGCUGGAGCGACAUCAGCAGUCUCAAUGACCUGCUCACGGCUCAGCAGAUGUUCCGAUCAGAUCGGUUCGUUAUCAUCCCUCUGCAUUCCCUCAUGCCUACCGUUAAUCAGACGAUGGUGUUCAAAAGGCCUCCUCCUGGAGUUAGAAAGAUUGUGAUCGCUACCAAUAUAGCCGAGACCAGCAUUACCAUAGAUGACGUUGUUUAUGUGAUAGACGGAGGCAAGAUUAAAGAGACACACUUUGACACCAACAACAACAUCAGCACUAUGACUUCAGAGUGGGUCAGCCUGGCCAACGCUAAACAGAGGAAAGGACGUGCCGGCAGAGUGUGUCCGGGGAAGUGCUAUCACCUGUACAAUGGUCUCAGAGCCAGCCUGCUGGAUGCCUAUCAAUUACCUGAAAUCAUGAGGACACCGCUGGAGGAGCUCUGCCUGCAGAUCAAGAUAUUGAAGCUCGGGUCUAUAGCCCAAUUCCUAGAGAAAGCCCUGGACCCCCCGACUGAAAAGGCUGUUAACCUAGCCAUCAAGAACCUCAUUGACCUGAACGCCCUGGAUCAUUCAGAGAAUCUGACAGCGCUGGGUUUCCACCUGGCUCGUCUGCCUGUGGAGCCUCACAUCGGCAAACUCAUCCUGUUCGGAGCCCUGUUGGGCUGCCUGGACCCCGUGUUCACCAUCGCUGCUUCACUCAGCUUCAAAGACCCUUUCUUCAUCCCCCUGGGGAAAGAGAAGAUGGCAGAUAUGAGGAGGAGGGUCCUGUCCAGAAACUCCAAGAGUGACCAUCUCACUAUUGUCAACGCCUUUCAGGGCUGGGAGGAGGCGAAACAGCGUGGUUCCAGGUGUGAGAGGGAGUACUGCUGGGACAACUUCCUGUCCGCCAACACACUCCAGAUGCUGCACAACAUGAAGGGUCAGUUUGCUGACCAUCUCAUGAACACAGGCUUCGUCAGCAGCAGGGACCCCAAAGAUCCCAAAUCUAAUGUCAACUCAGACAAUGAGAAGUUAAUCAAGGCAGUGAUUGUAGCCGGUCUCUACCCGAAGGUGGCCAUGAUCAAACCAUCUCACAGCAAAAAGAGGCCGGGGGUCAAGGUGUACACCCAGGCUGAUGGAAAGGUGUGCAUCCACCCAAAAUCAGUCAAUGCUGAAGAGACGGAGUUCAACUACAAGUGGCUCGUCUACCACCUGAAGAUGAGAACGAGCAGUAUCUUCCUGUACGAUUGCACUGAGGUGUCCCCGUUCUCACUGCUGUUCUUUGGAGGAGACAUCACAAUCCAGAAGGACGAGGACCAGGAGACCAUCGCCGUGGACCAGUGGAUCGUCUUCAGCUCCCCGGCACGCAUCGCUCACCUGGUCAAGAGUUUAAAGAAAGAGUUGGAUUCUCUUCUGGAAGAGAAAAUUCGUAACCCUGCUCCUGUAGACUGGCAAAACCGUCAGUCCAAAGACUGUGCUGUCAUCACCGCCAUCAUAGACCUCAUCACCACCCAGGAUAAGCCUACAGUCAGCACCAAAGGCGGAAUAUGGAGGCCUGCUCCGAGAGGACAACACACUCACUUCAAAGACGACAAUGAUGAUGACGAUGAUGAUUAGAAGAGGCCAGGUUCUUGGCUGGAUAUGAAAAGAAGAACUUCAAACCUAAAUCCUUGGACACAGAGGUUAGAUGAGAUAUUCAUAAUAACCAGCUGGUCUCCUUGAUGAUGCUCCUGAAGGCCAAACCCAGGACACAAGAUUACUGGAGAACAUUCUGCACUGUAAUUGUUUGCCUAUUCUGUCAUUAUUUUUGCAAGGACCAAUCCGUGUUUGGAUACCCUCAGUAGCUGUUUUGUUUAUUUUGUACAAUUCUGGUUAAGUUAAAUCUAGCUCUUAUUUUCAAGCAAUAUCACUUAUGGAUUGCGCAAUAAAGAACAAAUGGGCAAACAAAAUGUCUGGGUCAGUUUAAUCUGCCCUACUAUGCUGUAAAAUUGUAGGAAUUCAAACACAAAAUAACCAUUACCCAUGGAAUGGAAUUUUUCUGAGUGAAUGUGGGAUUGCACAAUUUCUUCAGAGUUUUGAGAGAGCAAUCACUAACAUCACCUGGGUAGUAUUUGGUUGGAAUGAACACCUGCAUAGCUGUAAACCUUCAGCAGCACACGGCUGCAUAUUUGAUUUAAAAGCCCAAAUCUCAAACGUGCUGUUGGCUCAAGGAUUUAUGCACCUUCUUGAUGUAUCUGCACUGAAUGUCCAGAGAACUCAUAGUUGAUUUAUUGUGUUCACUUGAUGAAUAAAAGUAGUCAUUUUCUUUGGUCUAUCUAUCAUAGGUGCUUAGGGAAAAGAGAUGUCAUGUUGAUCAUUGAGAGUCCAUGACAGGCUCAAAGUAAUCCAGCUUUUAUUUAUGGUGGCUGAUUGAAAUUCAUAAAGUUGACUAGACAAGUUUCUGCAAUAUAAAUCUGUAUUUAAAAAAAAAAAAAA